AUGGGUACCAGUUUAUUGGAAUAUACUAAUCCGCCUUAUUUAUCCGAUAUCAGUGAAGAACCAAAACAAUUAUUAGAACCUAUAUCAGGUUAUGCUCAUGAAUCACUUUUACCAUUAGAAGAAGCAUGUGAACCACUUCUUAAUAUUGUUCCAAAUUUACCAGUUCAUAUUUGGAUUGCUAAACAAAAUUCAAAAAAUCCCUCUGAUGGUCUUACACAAGAUGAAUCAGCUGCUAUUCGUCUAUAUACAAUGGAAUGGGAUUCUGAUUCUAGCGAACUAAGCGACAGUCUCUAUGUAUAUCUUAAUCGAACUCUCAAACAAGUAGAUCGAAAAAAACUUCGUCCAUGGUUUCGAUACUUAAAAUUAUUUCUUACAGCAUUAGCUAAAAUGCCAGCAGCUCCUCGUCAAACAGUUUGGCGUGGUUUACGUCUAGAUCUUAGUAAAGAUUAUCCACCAGGUGAAAAAAUAACAUGGUGGGCAUUUUCAUCAUGUACAACAUCAUUAAGAGUUCUUGAAUCUGAUUUAUAUUUGGGAAAUGUUGGAACAAGAACUCUCUUUUCAAUUGAAACAAUCAAUGGUCGAACAAUUCGUUCUCAUUCUCAUUUUACUACUGAAGAUGAAAUUUUAUUAUUACCAGGAACAUUUCUUGAAGUUAAAUCUCAAUUGAAUCCAGCACCUGAUUUACAUAUUAUUCAUUUACAACAACAAAUACCACCAUAUGUACUUCUUGAACCACCUUUUGAAGGUGCUGAACUUUUUCCAUUGUCAGAAGUUGCGCAAUCUUUGCUCAAAAACACAGAGCCACAAAACAAAAAUGAUGAUUCUCGGCGUUGGUAUAAGAAUAACAAGAUACGUUUUGGCAUAGGUGCUAUAUUAGCAGUAAUAAUUCUUGCUAUCGUAUUAGGAGCUACAUUAGGUAGUCGAACUAGAACACAAACAGGAACAUCAUCGAUUCCUACUUCUACUACUACUGAAGCAUCACCUUUUUAUGGUGGAUCACCACCUGAUCCAGUUUCUGUUGCAAAUGCAUUCUAUGCAUUCGAUGGAAAUAUGCUAGAUCUUUAUUCUCAUCGUAACGGAGAAGUUGUUGGUGGAUCUGUUAGUUAUGUACAAGGGUAUGUUGCUUAUGGACAAGCUGUUGUUUUAACUCAAUCUAUUCCAACUCUAAUUAGUAUAAAACCUAAUUUUGAUUUGAAUAUAAAUUCAGCUUUUACCAUCGAAGGUUUUUUCAUGUUACGAAAUACUCAAAUGAAUGCGAUUCUUAUUCAGCUUACGCCAUAUAUCUCAUUGAACCUAGUCAAUGGUGUAUUAGUUGCAUCAUUAGGACCAAAUAUUACUUUAGCAGGUACUUCAGUAAUUUCCACCAAUCAAUGGCAUCAUUUUAGUUUUGUAUGUGAUCCAACUCAACAAACAACAACUAUUUAUAUUGAUGGAGCUAUGGAAGCAAUAGGAUCUUCUAUAAAAUCAGAAAUUUCUUCAAAUGAUAGCAAUUCAACUAUUAUAAUUGGUUCUGGAUUCACAGGAUAUAUUGAUCAAUUAUCAAUUUCAUUAAAAGCAAAAUCUCAUCAAGCAGUUUUAUGGGAUGCAACAGUUGCUGCUUAUUAUCCAGUAGAUCUUUCAUGGUUACUUGAUAAAGGACCAAAUGGUAUAAAUACCACUGCUUCAAAUGUUAUUCCUAUCUAUGGUUGGCGAUAUAAUGCUCUAAAUUUUAACAAAUCCGGUGCUUCUUAUGAAGCAAAUGGAUUUACUGUACUUGGAACACCUUAUCAUGCAUUUUCAAUAGCUUUAUGGGUUCGAGCUGAAGCUCAAUCUGGUGUAUUUCUUACUGUAGCUAAUCCUUAUACAUGUUUACUUGUACUUGGAUUUCAAAAUGAUAGUAAUAUUCUUGUUGCUUAUUUACCAAAUGCAACUGCAUCAGGAAGAAGUGUAAAUAUAAUUGGACCACAAAUGCCAAGUAAUGCAUGGGUACAUGUAGCAUUUACAUGGAGUGCUGAAAAUCGAGCAAAACUUUAUACAUCAUCUUAUCUUCAAGCUACUAGUGGCGAGGCAAGUUUACUGAAUAAUGCUCGUGGUGAUCAGAAUAGUUCUCCAAUGACAAUAACACUUGGCACAUAUAAUGGUGCAGCAAAUUG
Rotaria sp. Silwood1 is the source of this 2132-nucleotide messenger RNA. Lineage: Eukaryota; Metazoa; Rotifera; Eurotatoria; Philodinida; Philodinidae. The record is from the annotation of a GenBank genome assembly.